Molecule: messenger RNA, 945 nt
Organism: Pedinophyceae sp. YPF-701
Lineage: Eukaryota; Viridiplantae; Chlorophyta; Pedinophyceae
Source: the annotation of a GenBank genome assembly
AUGACCGGCACUGACAAGCACGCUACUCAGCAGCAGGACGCGACGUGGACCACCCAGGUCCACGACGCGCUCGCGUCGAUCGAGAAGGCGUUCCAGGCCUCGAAGGAGCGCGCCGAGGCCGUCGUCGAGGAGCUCCAGGGCGCGGCGACCUCGGCGACGGGCGCGACGCGCGACGUGGUGGAGGGGCAGCUCGCGCGGGCGCGGGCGAAGCUCGAGGAGCUGCGCGCGGCGGAGCAGGACGCGCAGGAGUCGGUGAAGCACUCGGCGACGGAGCACUCCGAGGAGGCCGCGUCGAAGCUCGCGGACCUGACGCAGGCCGCGCAGCGCAGGGCGGGGGACCUCGCGCGCGCGGUGGGCGGUCCGAGCGACGAGGAGCGGCGCGCGGAGGAGGAGGCCAGCAAGACGAUGGCGGACAGGGCGCGCGAGACGGUGUCGGGCGCCGUGGACGCCGCGGCGGGCAAGCUGGGCGCCGUGCGGCGGACGGUGGUGGGCCCGACGGAGGCGGAGCGGCGCGCGGAGGAGGAGGCGAGCAAGACGCUGGCCGACAAGGCGCAGGACAAGGUCCAGGAGGCGGCCGACGCCGCGCAGACCAAGGCGGGGGAGGUCGCGGACGCCGCGGCCGCGUACCGCGACGACGCCGCCGAGAAGGCCGCCGCGCUCAAGGGCGACGCGGUCGACAAGGCCGGCGAGGUCCGCCGCGCCGUCGUGGGCCCGACCGACGAGGAGAAGCGCGCCGAGGAGGAGGCGAGCAAGACGAUGGCCGACGUCGUGCAGGACAAGGUCGCCGGGUACAAGGAGAGCGUCGCGGACGGCGCGGCGGACGUGCGGCGCGCCGUCGUGGGCCCGACCGCGGCGGAGCGGCGCGCGGAGGAGGAGGCGCAGAAGGGCGUCGCGCAGAAGAUGGCCGAGCGCGCGCAGGGGCUGCUCGGCGGGGAGCGCGAGUAG